Molecule: messenger RNA, 3151 nt
Organism: Scatophagus argus
Lineage: Eukaryota; Metazoa; Chordata; Actinopteri; Scatophagidae
Product: atrial natriuretic peptide receptor 1-like
Exons: 23
Coding region: 306-2780 (824 amino acids)
Biological process (GO): cGMP biosynthetic process; receptor guanylyl cyclase signaling pathway; protein phosphorylation
Molecular function (GO): ATP binding; protein kinase activity; guanylate cyclase activity
Source: RefSeq, a predicted model, not a curated record
AAGAAGCACUCACGUCGUUCAGUAAAAGUAGAUUUGGUCCAGGAGCCCGCAGGUGCGACCAGAAACACGUUCUCAGUUUGGUCCAUGAAACAUCAGAAAGGCCUGUUCCUUUAAAGAGCCCAGUGCGCAGGAUCUGUUGGCAGAGACGGACUAUCACACAUUUCCUUUGGUGUGUCACCAUCUGAAAUGUUUUCAUCCGUCUUUAGAAGGUGUGUGUUUGCUGCGUCGGCCCGACGAGUUGCUGGCACGACCUGGACAACAGCGAGUACGACUGCUGGCCUCUGGACAAACCCGACGAGUACAACAUGAUCGACUGUGGGGGUCUGGAGAUGGCCUGGGUGGUCCGUCCUCCAGAGACGGUGAAGACCGGUGAGGUGUUCAGCGUCACAUACUCAGUGACGGCUGGUGACUCUUUCUACCUCUGGGCUGUCCAGAACCGCAUCUUCACACUGAGUUCCAUAGUGGACGCUCAAGCAGCUCGGAGGUUUUGUGAACAGCAUGAGUGUCCGGUGAACUGGAAAGACGCUGAUGGAGAAAACUGCUGCAUCCACCACGCUAACAUCCACUCCUGCCCGCUGGGAUACAUGACAUCAGAGAGCAUCUGUGGCCCCUGGAUUCCUGACGACGGAAAAAUCUUCACACACACCAUCUCUACCUCCGGAAAGAUGACCCAGACCAACUGGACUGCCAAGGUGGUUCUGGUCCAUGCAGGCUUGACGUCUCUCAUCGCUCACAUUCGAGUCGGUCGCAUGCAAGUCGCUCUUGAGGCUAAGACCACCGUGCAGCCUGCUGUAGUCUGCGGCGAUGGCGUUUGUGAGGAGGCGGAGCUUUGUUCCACCUGUCCAGCCGACUGUGGUGAAUGCCCUCUGAGCCCGACCACCAAGCUGGCCAUCGGGCUGCCGCUCAGCCUGCUCUGCCUCUGCUUCACACUGACUGCUGUGUGGCUGAGGUACCAGAAACAGAAGCUGCUGUGGGACGAGAGCUGGAUCAUCGACUUCACCGCAAUAAAACAAGAUCAGGAGGCUCGUAUGACCAUGGGCAGCAUCAUGAGCGUCCCUGCGGGGAACAGCGACAGUAACACCAGCUGUGUGACUGCUCUCAGCUCCUACACAGGACAACCAGGGGCCCGCAAAACGCUGUUCACCUGCACAGGGAUUUAUGACGGCAGGACCGUGGCCAUCAAGAGGACUCAGACAAAGACUUUCUCCUUGUCCAAAACCAUCAGACAGGAAGUCAAACAAGUCAGGGAGCUCGAUCACCCCAACUUGUGCAAGUUCAUUGGCGGGUGUGUUGAAGUGCCGAAUGUUGCCAUAGUGACAGAGUACUGCCCAAAGGGAAGCCUUAACGACGUCCUCCUUAACGAGGAGAUCCCGCUCAACUGGGGCUUCAGGUUCUCCUUUGCUGCCGACAUCGCCAGAGGGAUGUCGUACCUCCACCAGCACAGGAUCUGCCACGGCCGACUCAAGUCUCUGAACUGUGUCUUGGACGACCGCUGGGUCUGCAAAAUAACAGAUUACGGCCUGAGGACGUACCGCAGGGAUGACGGGGUGGAGCCUCUCUCCACCUACCAGCAGAGGCUCUUGGAGGUGUACAUGCCGCCCGAGUUUCACAACUCCAACAUGGAGCCGACGCUGGCCGGAGACGUUUUCAGUUACUCCAUCAUUCUGCUGGAGAUCGCCACCCGCAGCGACCCCGUUCCGGCAGAGGAGUCCAACCUGGAGAGCUCCUGGUGUCCACCGCUGCCGGAGCUGAUCUCCAGCAAAGCCGACAACACCUGUCCCUGUCCUGCCGACUACGUAGAGCUGAUCCGGCGUUGCCGUUCUCAUAACCCCGCCCACCGACCCACCUUCGACCAAAUCAAGAAGUUUGUUCACCGAAUCAACCCGAUCAAAGUCAGCCCGGUGGACAUGAUGAUGAACCUGAUGGAGAAGUACAGCAAACACCUGGAGGUGCUGGUGGCCGAGCGGACCCAGGAUCUGAUGCACGAGAAGCAGAGGACUGACCGGCUGCUGUACAGUAUGCUUCCUAAACAGGUGGCCGAUGACCUGCGGCAGGGGAGACCGCUGCAGGCUCAGAGCUACGUCAGUGCCACCAUCUUCUUCAGUGAUAUCGUGGGCUUCACACAGCUGUCCAGCAGCAGCACUCCUUACCAGGUUGUGGACUUCCUCAACAAGCUCUACACGACCUUUGAUGACAUCAUCGACAACUAUGACGUCUACAAGGUGGAAACCAUCGGAGACGCCUACAUGGUGGUGUCCGGGGUUCCCCGGGAGAACGGGAUCCUCCACGCUUCAGAGAUCGCCAGCAUGGCUCUGGACUUGGUGGGCGUUUGUCGCACCUUCAGGAUCCCCCACAAACCCAACAUGCAGCUGCAGAUACGAGCUGGGAUACACUCAGGUCCAGUGGUCGCGGGGGUUGUGGGGACAAAGAUGCCUCGUUACUGUCUGUUUGGAGACACGGUCAACACGGCGUCGAGGAUGGAGUCCACCAGUCUGGCCCUGAAGAUCCAGUGCAGCUCCAGUGCUUUCUACCUGCUGGAGGAGAUCGGCGGCUACGUGUUGGAGUGCAGAGGAACGCUGCAGGUCAAGGGUAAAGGUGAUAUGGUAACUUACUGGCUGGAGGGCAAGAAGACGUCUCAGGUCUCUAAGGACAUCAGCCUCGAUUCCAAGAAGGCCAAGCACGUUACCAUGGGGACGGAGACAGAAGCAGAGACAGAGGGGGAGGCGUAUGCGUCCCUGCCCGGCUUUCUGAGCGAGGACCUCCUCCUGAACCCAGCCUGAUGGUUUUGAUUGGCUGGCAGUUAGCGUGAGAGGUUUUCAUGACGUGUUCUCUGUGACGUGUGCGUGUCGUACUGUGGCUCCCCCUGCCUUCGUGUGUUUACUGGACGUGGGCUUGUAUUAGAGACCAGCUGUGGCGUGCUGAUACAUUCAGACGUUAGCAGCUUCAGCGACCUGCUGGGCUUUGACGGCUAACGACUGGGACUCGGCGAACUGCUCCAGCGCUCAGUGUGAUGUUGUCGUGCUUACUGUGCUCAGUGCUGACCUGUAGAACGCUAACUGUUCUGACUGUUUUGUUCUCGUUUGACAUCUUCGCCUGAUUGACAGGACAUUUUAGACUCUGAUUGUCAUGAUAAUAAACCAGGAGGAUUCUG